AAAAAUAUUCGUUAUUCGCGAAUGAUUUGGUUAUUCUCAUUCGUCUUUUAUUUGUCAUUAAAAUGAUGUAUGACCGUCUGUUACUAUGGUUAUUAUUUUGUUGACAGUCAUGCCCAUUUCAUUCACUAUGCAAACAAUAAUGUGUUGUCCAAAAUAAAUUUGUACUUAAACUUACAGUGGCUCAAUUUGUAACAAAAUGAGUUUUUGUGUGGAUUUAGUUUCAGAAGAUUCUUUUUAUGAAAAUAUUACUUUGGGUGUAACUAAACUUUUAGAGUCCGACCCUCGAAUUUGCAAUGUAAAUGUGGAACGCCGGAUUCCUUGCGAUCGCGUCGCCCUCUCUACUUGGGAGCAACGACAUUCUGCUGUAUUACCUGAAGAUCUUCGAAAUUUUUAUGCCUCAAGUGAUGGAUUUUUACUUACUUGGCACUACAAGUACUCAGCUGAUCAGGUAUUGCCCGUUGGUUCCAUUCGAGUGAACUCCUUGAACGAACUAAUUCUUUCGCCAGCUUUAAAGGAUCUACUGGACUUCUCUUUUACUCGUCCGAACACGGGACCACGACCGGUUCUCAACACCAAGAGCAAAGUGUUUGAACUAGAUUCUUGUAGAACAAUCGGUAAGGUAUGCCUGGUGUACACGGGAGGCUCGUGGUCAGUGUGGCUGGGUACCCGUUCGGGCGCCUGGGGUUGGCUCGCGGACUCCUUCACGCAGUACUUCAGGAUGGCGCUGGUGCACCUCGGGCUGCCCGGCUGGCAGGCCGCCUUCGCGGGCCUGCCGCCUAUACCGUGGGCCGAGCAACUGUUCCUCCUGCUGGCCCCGCAUCUGUUGGAAAAAGUAGACGAAAAUCCCGUGGCUUCAUCGUCGUCCGAGGCGAGCCUCAACCACAUCGACCCAAACAUCUUCAAGGUCUCUGCGAGGCAGCACAAGAAUGCAUCCAGGCAGACCAAUGCAUAAAAUCAGGCUAUGAAGUGGGCAACUGUCAAAGGAUUGUGUUGAUGGCGCCAGCAUAGGUUUCACCUGACUUUAGUUUAAUGCUAUGAAAUUUGGCUUAAACCGUCGCGAAACUAUUUGAAAAAAAAAACUCGGCACACUAAGGUUAAGGGCCAAGCAUCCAGGCCAUAAAAAAACAAGUUAUGAGUAGGACUGACAGAUAAUUUUUAAGAAAAAAAACCGACUUCAAUGAGGGAGACCCGUGAUAGAACGAUUAUUGUUGAUUUUGGAUUUCAUACAAUGAAAUUAAAAAGACAGCGUCC
Molecule: messenger RNA, 1251 nt
Organism: Cydia pomonella (codling moth)
Lineage: Eukaryota; Metazoa; Arthropoda; Insecta; Lepidoptera; Tortricidae
Product: tubulin polyglutamylase complex subunit 2
Exons: 5
Coding region: 197-952 (251 amino acids)
Biological process (GO): protein polyglutamylation
Source: RefSeq, a predicted model, not a curated record